GCAAUUUUUGGCGGCCAGAAAGAACCAUAGAAAGAGCGAGCGAAAAACAAAUAGAAUUUAAAUGUGUAAAUAAAUUGUGUGCACAAUAUAAACCACUGCAGCUUCUAAAAACAAAAAAAGCGAAAGAAAAACGAUUGAAAAUGUCUGCGAGUGCUGCAAAAGUCUACAUUCAGAUUGAGAGCGACGCCGAGCAGCAGGAGCACCUAAAACAGCAACGCAAAACAUUGAAGCCCAUUUUGGGCAACGUCAAUGACAAGGAAAAUAUAACGGGACGCGUCUCCAUCGUGGAUCAACUGAGUCGUUUGAAGGCUGGCGUCAAUGCAACGCCGAAAUAUGGAAAGCGCAAGUGCAUGGAAACGGGCAGCACUGCGCAACUUCAUGACGCGGACACACAGACCGAUGCAACGCCAAAUGACGCUGACAAGCCCAUUACAGUCGAUGACCUGACCAGCGUAUGUGAGGCGGGAGAGAACUACUACAAACGCUUGGCAGAGACCCGACGCGAAGCUCUCGAGACGACGCUGAAAGAGAAUCAGCAUUUGCACGAGCGAAUUGAGGGUCUGGAAGAGGAGAUGGGAACGCUGCGCAAGGAGCUUGACGAGGCUAAAUGUUUGGUUGAAAUGCUCAAGGAAAUUAUCGAUGAAGACCAAAGUGGCGAGGAAGACGAGCAACGGACAGAUGAAGACAACGCAGCCCAAGUCGAAUAGGACUAGUUACUAAUGUGAACUAAAUAUGAAAAAUCCUUAUCUUUAGUCACAUACAUAUAUAUACAUAUAUAAAUAUAGUUUCUCAUGUUAAUUUAUGUUAAUUCAAUGGACUGGUAUACACCAGCGGUAUUUUCUAGUUAAUCGUCAGUUUUUGAUUCAAUAUUAAUAAAUGUAUUCGCUUAUUUGAA
Messenger RNA from Scaptodrosophila lebanonensis, 895 nucleotides. RefSeq lists its product as uncharacterized. The record is from RefSeq and is a predicted model, not a curated record. Lineage: Eukaryota; Metazoa; Arthropoda; Insecta; Diptera; Drosophilidae. The transcript has a single exon. Bases 141 to 707 code for a protein of 188 amino acids. Gene Ontology annotation, biological process: negative regulation of DNA replication; negative regulation of cell cycle. Gene Ontology annotation, cellular component: nucleus.